Molecule: messenger RNA, 5392 nt
Organism: Tyto alba (common barn owl)
Lineage: Eukaryota; Metazoa; Chordata; Aves; Strigiformes; Tytonidae
Gene: PLN
Product: phospholamban
Exons: 4
Coding region: 457-615 (52 amino acids)
Biological process (GO): negative regulation of heart rate; negative regulation of calcium ion import into sarcoplasmic reticulum; negative regulation of ATPase-coupled calcium transmembrane transporter activity
Cellular component (GO): membrane; sarcoplasmic reticulum
Molecular function (GO): ATPase inhibitor activity
Source: RefSeq, a predicted model, not a curated record
GCUGCCCGUGUCAGAAGGCAGACAUGGGACCAAUCACAACUUGUGAGCUGCUGAAUGACGCCGGGAGUCCUGCCUCUGAAACUUUUGAGGGGAAAAAAUAACAACCGACUUCAAUUGUUCCCACCGCUUGGUCACAGGCUCGGACAAGUUGCCAGAGAUCUACAGACACUUCCCACAGCCCGGAGCAGGCUCCUCUGUGCUUCAGCAAAUCACACCAGAGGUGGGUGACAGCGCCAUGGAGGAUUAACAAGCAAGAAUAAGGUACUGGUAGAUCAGACUAUCCGCCCGGGUCAGUAACAGCCAGCAAUAAUAUCCAGGUCUCCUGGCUGAAAGCUCCACAAAGGCUGUCUAAAACAAAAAGAGAAGAUAAUAGGCACUUUGCACUGUUCCUGACAACUUCUCUUCUUUCCUGCACUCCUAAAACCUCUGAUUUGUGCCCUCUGCUUUCUUGUUGCCAUGGAGAAGGUCCAAUACAUAACCCGCUCUGCUCUGAGGAGAGCCUCAACUAUUGAGGUCAACCCACAAGCACGCCAAAGGCUCCAAGAGCUUUUUGUGAAUUUCUGCCUGAUUUUAAUUUGCCUCUUGCUGAUCUGUAUCAUUGUGAUGCUCCUCUGAAGUUCCAGCACUUCUCUGCACUGUCCUCUAGGAAAGUCACCCCAGAGGGAAGAGACCUACACCCGCAACUCCCAAUGCAAGGAUCCUCUCGUGAGAGGGGCUAGCACUUGGACUAGAGCUGUAUGCCAACCAUCGCACUAUUCUCUUACUACCUACUACAUGUAUUAAAAACACACUUCUGUGCAGAACAGUGUUUAGAGCCUGUUGUUACAAAGCUGUGCAUGACCUAGUUUGUCUGUCUCAAUCAAGAGAUGUCUUUUCUGAAUGGGGUAAAGUACUGGCUCUUCGUGGAGUUGGUAAGUUCCUCAAUGUUUUAGCUAGAUCACACGAACAGCAAAUUCACUUUUUGGGGGUCUGACUGUUUUUUGGUUUCUCUGAAAAUCCUUAAGCCCUUCGGAGGCGUUCCAAAUUUGGCCCACAUCAGCCCCCAGAAGAGCUGCAGGCACACAGCCCUCAACGCAUCCUAGGAAAAUUUAUGUUCUGCUUACUUCAGGGUGCUGCAUCUCUGCAUUAUCAACUGACAGCAUUCAAAUUAUUUUAGUGGUUGUUUAAGGGAAUGUAAGAAUAAAACAAAAAUCUCUUCUAACCCAGAAAUAAAAACUAUUUCCUAUGCUUUUCUACCUAUUUAAGGGAUCUUAUAUAUACAUGUGUGUACACACAAAACUUGGAUCUGAAAAGAAAAAAGGCAACUUCAUUUACAGUAUUUUUCACUAGAUGCAUCCUUACAAAACUAAGUGGCAUCUAGAAAGCUUUUCACUAUGCUUUGCAGAAAAAAAUGAUACCACCACAUUGGUAUCAAAGAUUUAAUUUUCUGUAGUCAUUUAACUGACAUGACAGUUGGCAAAACUCAGAAAUAAUUAUCAGGCUUCUUAGUAUUUGGCUUCAGACAACUUUAUUAUGACUUGCUGUAAUUUAUAUAAUAAUUUCCUUAGUUUAAAACUACAGCAAACUUGGUACUUGCCAGUGUCACACAAGGCAGCUUAUAUCUGAUGUGGUAAAGAGAAAGGUGUAGGUCACCCUUACUGCUGUGACUGAAGUGUAUCAUACAAAUACAUGUAACAUGACCACCUUUAAAUGCAAAUGCCUGUUAGGGAACAUGCAAAUAUUUUCCUAAAAUAAAUGAUACAUUAAAAAAAUAUAAAUUAUAAACAAUUACACACAGGAGGAAAAGCACUGCAGAAAUAUCUUUUCAACAUGUAAACCACAGCCUAUACACGUAAAAAGAUAAAGUUUCUACUCCAGCAGUUGUCAGUACCAUGACUGAGCAGUAGACUUCCAACCCUUCUACAAGUUGCUGCUAUUAAGCUAAAUUCCUAGAAACUUUACACAGAUUUCAAAUUUAAAGAAAGCUCAAGAAUCAACAGACAGAGGUCAAACAGACGUUCAUUUUUUUUAAAACAGGCAUCUUUCUAUACCACUCUACGUAAGCAAUUCUGUUGAUGAAUACAGAAAACCAAAACAAGUUUAUCUUAAUCUUGUAUUCUGCCUUUAAGACGUAAUAUUCCAUGAGCAGAGGUUGACAAUGAACAGUUGAGCAGGAAGGGAAGAUAUCUCUGAAAAAAACUCUGCACUUGAUGGAAUGCAAGCAAGUCCAGCUGUGAUAUACUUCCGAUCGGGCAAAUAGAUAUGCUGAGAUCAGACCUCUGAAAUAAGGUUAAUCACUAGAGGAAAUUCAUUAGCUACUGUUGGAGGAUCAGGGCAAGCUCUGAUGAGAUCGGCAACACACACCCCCACUUGCAAGUUAGUAUAUGAGUAUUACUGAUUUGAACUGUUAAUUCUAAAUCUCAAUUUCCAUUUCAUGCAUUCUGACCACUCUCUCAAAUGCAUGAGAUUAAUAAGUGCACUUUCCCUAUUAAUCCUUCUUAAGAAAAGCCACAAACACAGUGAACCUCGGGGCAGUGGGAGAAGGUGAGAAAUAGAAAAAUCUAAAGUUACUUUAUUCUCUCCUUAAAUCUGUAUUUUUUGUGAUAGACAGGGUUUCCAGUUUUAGUUUGCUUUCAAGGUGUUUCAAGAGACUUCAAUUGGAAAUAGACAACAGUUUUACAGUACUGAAAGCUUCCUGAAGAAAAAAAGGUAUCAAGAGUAAAAUAUCAGCAUGUACAUUCUGAAGACAUGUUGGUAUUAUAGGUUUCACAAGCCAGUAAUACAUACAAGUCAAAGUAAAGCAUUGCUUAAAAAUAAUAAACUCCCCCCCUCGUAAAAAACACACGACUUUCCUUUUAUGUACCUGAAAAUCCAAUAUUUAUUUUUAAACAAUAAACAACCAAGAACAAAACCAAAGUAUAAACAAACUGGAAGCCCUACUGUUAUUCUACAGUGAUGCAGAUCAAUUACACAUACUGUACGGUUCAUUUGUAUUUUAGGAUUUUGCUGAUCAGAAAGUCUGCUGCCAUCCUUUAUAUCACUAAAUGUCAACUGAACCCAGAGAGUAAAAAAUAAAACCUUUUGUACAUAGUCCAAUCUUCUUUGUGUACUUAUAGGGGCUUUAAAAUUAACAUUUACUGUACUUUUAUUUAUUAAAAUGACUGCUUGAAAAUAUAUUAAUGCAUAAAAUACUUAAAUACAAUUCUGUUUAGCAAGAAGAAUCUAUUUUAUCAUCUGCUCAUUAAAAUCAUGUGAAAAACAGCUAGUCAUCACACAGCUUUCUAAUUCUUUAUCCCUCUAUAUAUUGUUUUGUUUUUCAGUAGUAAUCUUGCCUAUUUUGCAAUGUCCAGAUCACCUACACAUACUUAAUUUACACUCACUAACUAGUGCACAUAAGUGAUCCUAAUGAAUUUUAUGAAAGUGUAAUCUGAAACUUUUAUGAGCCGUAAUAAAAAUUCCAAACACAGCAUGUAGCUUGGAUUAAGUUUUCAAUUCUCUGUUCCACUCCACCCGUGGCUACAUCUUUUUGAUAAGUUCAUCUUACACACUGAAUGUGAAUAAAGCCAGCUAAACAGGCAAUGAUCUGCUAUUACUCUUCCUUCAAAAAAACAAAUUACAAACUUCCGUAGCAAUUUUACAUGGGGAAAGAGCUGAAUCAGGAAGAAUAAUAUGCCAGGGUUUUAAAGAUGUGUCUCCUCGGGCAGCUUUUCAGCAGCAAUUGGUAUAUCUACCUAUUUUUCUCUAGGUGAAGACAUGACCAGUUUCAGAAUUUAAAUUUUGCUCUGAUCAAGACUAGUCAGUAAGGCACUUUAGAGGGCAGCAGGUACUUGCACUUCUCUAUUAACUUUUCUGCAUCAAUUCAGCAACAACUGCCCUUUCUAGCAGAACUGAACCACUCAGUGGAAAGCCAAGCGUAAACCAGGCUUCAACAAAAUUUCUCACAAAACACGCACAAAAUGUUUGCCACCCUGGCACAAAGAACUUCUGUGUAAAUUUUGUUACAACGACACACAGAACAAUAAUCCCAUCAGACACACACUCGUGUUGGGAUUUACUGUACCUAUAUCCACUCUGCCAAAAUAAAUUAGAGCAGAGUAAUGAAGGCAUUCACUUACAGAGUAUUCUUGUUCAUAUCUGGAAGCAUACUAAUAUACUAUAGAUUACAGACCAGAUACCUGUAUUUGUAUGGCUAUUAAUAAAUAAUGUCUGUCAGAAUACAAUUAGAAAGUAUUUGUGAAGUCCUACAAGAUCCACAGAUAUGUUUUAUUGAACAAUGAAUGUAGUCCUUUUAGCUUUGACCUAGAUGUUAAAAAGCAGAAAAAAAGAAGAAAAAUAAUCUGGUUUGGUUAUGAAAGGAGAUGAAUGAACACCUGUUGUUCACUGCAAGGAUUAAAAACAGAACAACAUAUUUAUAAUGUUUCCUUUAAAAAUUAAUGCUCAUCUCAGCAAGAACCCUGGUAAUUUAAAUAUUUAAAACAGACCAUAGAUUUAUUGUAAUAUGUGACACUUUAGUCAAACUGAUUGCUUUAUAAACCCAACCCCCCUUUUUUCUUUUUAUUUUUUUAUUAAGAUAAAAGAAUGCCAAAGGAGUCAAAUUGAUAGCUUUAUAAACCCCCCCUUUUUUCUUUUUUUUUUUUUUUUUUUUUUAUUAAGAUAAAAGAAUGCCAAAGGCUCCAUUUUUGUAUGAAAUAUAAAACUAUAAAAACACUGCCCCCUUGUGAUCUUCCCUAAAAAUGUAGCUGGUUAUUAAAAAGGAAGUUCUGGCAACAGUUCACUGUUAGGGUUGAGUGGUCCUGUUUGUUUCUUUCAUUUACAUAUAUAUUUCUAUAUAUAAAACACAAUUGCUAAGUUGUUAAUACUAUCUUAAAAUAAGCUAUUGCACAUGUGCUAUUAAAAGCGCUACAGGUGCAUCAUCUGCCAGCCCAAUCCAGAUUCUUAAUAAGGCAUUUGCAAAGCUGCAAUGAGUCCUACACAGCGCACUGCUGGCAAAACGCUACCUAUCACACCGCACGCUGCCAAACCCUAGAAGGGUAGGAAAUACUCUCAUUAUCAGAGGUACAUUUUACCCAGAUGAGAAAGUUUUCUAUUUUGCACCUACAGAGAUCUUCUAAAAGUAAAUUUUCAACAGUCUACUGCUGAAACAGAGUAAGUCUUGAGAACAGCCAUUCUUUUGAAAAUCAAAUUGGCCCGAGAAGUACCAUACACAUUUUAAAAAGUAAAUAAAUAGAGCGCCAAAGUGUAUAAAAUUAAUAUUCUUUCACCAUUAAUUAGUUCUUCAGAACUUAUUCAGUAGUGAAAUGGAAGUUAUCAUUAACUUUUUUUAUUAUUUUAUUUUUAAGGUAUUUGGAAAAAGAGGCUUGUAGGAGGAUCCAGAUUCCUUUUUGGGAGGAAAAAAAAAAAAACUCUAGUUAUU